AUGCUCUUCAUUUCCAACGCCGUUCUCUUGCUGUCCUCUCUGGCACCUCUGGUUUCUCAGGCUGCAGUAGUAAAUCCCUUCUCUGGAUAUACGGUUGUUUCUCCCAAGUGGAGGGUUGAGCUAUCACCCGGACAAUUCGAAAUAUUCAAUGGCACAAUGGAGGAAGCGAUCACCCAGGCCAAAGUGAUCAAUCCAGAUUUCGAAGUCGCGACUGAGAAGCGUGAUUUCCUUAUGGAUCGCGACGUUGCAUUGGGCCGCCGCAGCAACGUGAUAUGCGGUCAACAACCGUCAAAUGCCCUGAAGUCCCGUAUUGAACAGAAUAUUGCUGAGCUCAGGACCCGAGGCGCAAAUGUGUUGGCUUACCUUGGGGGUCGACAGUGCACUCGUCUGCUGUGUACGUCGGGUUCGGCCAAUCACUUCUGCAACGAUAAUGCAAGUCCUAUAGCAAUAACAUGGAAAGAUAUUGCAGACAGUAUUCAGCAUGGCAUAAACUCCUGCGCUGCAACUAUCGAUUGGUUCUCGGCUCAUAACUUCCAAGACGGAGGUUGGACCACAUUAUCCCGUGGCGACGACUGUUAG
Molecule: messenger RNA, 579 nt
Organism: Aaosphaeria arxii CBS 175.79
Lineage: Eukaryota; Fungi; Ascomycota; Dothideomycetes; Pleosporales
Exons: 3
Coding region: 1-579 (192 amino acids)
Source: RefSeq, a predicted model, not a curated record